Molecule: messenger RNA, 1330 nt
Organism: Morus notabilis
Lineage: Eukaryota; Viridiplantae; Streptophyta; Magnoliopsida; Rosales; Moraceae
Product: RNA-binding protein 2
Exons: 7
Coding region: 209-970 (253 amino acids)
Molecular function (GO): mRNA binding
Source: RefSeq, a predicted model, not a curated record
ACUCAACUCCCUACGAACUCAUUCUGAAACUCGAGAUCAGAAACUCCGUACGCAGUAGUACGUUUCUUUUCGGAAAUUUAACAAACGGAAAUCCAAAAGCCAAAGCAGAGACCAAAAGGAAAAAAAAAAAAAAUUAGGGUUAGGGUUUCGCUACCGAAUCCUGAUCGCGCCAUUUCGAUCUUUCUUUGUGAAAUUAGAAGGUUAAACCAUGGCGGACGGUUUUUGGAAUCGGCAGCAGCCUCUGCUCCACCCCGGUGGAAUCCUUAAGCGGCCUCGUACGGAGUACGAUCUCUCCACUUCUGGGCAGCCUUCAGGUCAUGAGAUGCAUAAUUAUUUCCGACGUGGUGAUGAGCACGAUGGUCCUAGGGCAGUAAAGGACACAAAAACAAUUGGAUCAGCUUAUGACCGUUAUCUCCAGAGUUCGCAAAUUUCGUCGUUAAAUCCUGGAGAAGCUAGUGCACUUGGUGGUGUCGGAAUAGCAGGAAGGGCUUUUGUUGGUGGAAUGCCUGGUCUUCCAACAACUGAUCAUGCUGUUAUGGGUCGUCAUGGAGCAAUUGUUCCUGAUUUAGCACGAAAUGGUCGAAGUACUAGUUUUGAAGAUCACCUCCCGAUCGAUCCACGGGCUAGGCCAGGACGUGAAAUAGCUCCUUUACCUCCAGAUGCUUCGAGCACUUUAUAUGUUGAAGGACUUCCUCCUGACUGCUCAAGAAGGGAAGUAGCUCAUAUUUUCCGCCCUUUUGUCGGAUAUAAAGAAGCGAGACUUGUGAGCAAAGAGUCAAGACAUCGUGGUGGGGAUCCUAUCAUCCUUUGUUUUGUGGAUUUUGCAAACCCAGCUUGUGCGGCAACUGCUAUGAAUGCCUUGCAAGGUUAUAGGGUAGAUGAACACAUUUCAGAAUCAAGUUAUUUGAGGCUGCAGUUUUCGCGGUUCCCAGGUCCAAGGUCUAACGCUGGGCCACGCAGGAAGAGAUGAACAAACUUGAGGUAGUGAGAGAUAUUGUUGCGGAUCACCAUUUCUUGAUACACAUUUUUAUGUAUCCUCCCUUUUAGGAGUUUCAUAGAACAUCCUACCCAAAAUAUAUUUCAUCUGUCCAAUCCUGGGCUCAACUCAGGGCAAACACUUGAAAUGUUCAUGUUGUAUCUAGGGCUUGCGGUGAAGAAAUUUAGUAGUUAUAACAAAUUAUAGUUAAUGCCUUUGUGGCCAUUUCCAUGUUAGAUCAUGUUCAUGAAGAAGUUUUGUAUUCCAGCUCCCAUCCCCACCCACAAUUAAUGUGUUCUGCAAUUUGACUUUAUCUAAUUUGCAUUCCCAAGUUUUCGGGGAGAAAAGUACAUG